AUGGGUCUGACAUUCUCCUCCCUCUUCAACCGUCUCGCCUUCUGGUCCAAAGAGGAGGACAUCAGGAUCCUCAUGCUCGGCCUAGAUUCGGCAGGCAAGACUACCAUCCUCUACCGCUUGCAGAUUGGAGACGUCGUAUCCACGAUUCCCACCAUUGGCUUCAACGUGGAGACGCUGGAUUACAAGAAUAUCAAGUUUCAGGUCUGGGACCUAGGGGGACAGACGAGUAUAAGGCCCUAUUGGAGGUGUUAUUACGGGGGAACCAAGGCCGUCAUCUAUGUCAUCGACUCGUCGGAUCACGCUCGUCUGGCACUCUCGCGGUCUGAGCUCCACUCCUUACUGAAUGAAGAUGAGCUCAAAACCUCCAAGCUCCUCAUCUUUGCCAACAAGCAAGACGUGCCGGGGGCAGCGAGCGCAGCGGAAAUCAGUGAGAAGCUCGGGCUGACGGAUCUCAAGGAUAGGGAGUGGACCAUCGUAAAGAGUGUGGCAACCAAGGGCGAGGGCCUCGACGAAGGGAUGGACUGGUGAGCUAGUCAAUUCAAUUGCAACAAAAUAAUGUGGACGCUGGCUUGCUUCUCUGCUACACACAACCAUUGUAUUUACCCCCUCCAGCAUCUUCCGCAAACGACCCUACGACUGCGCUCCGUCAUUGUCCUCUCCCGCUUUCACUCAUGCCCAUCGACAGCACUGGCAUGCCUUGCCUUUA
Microstroma glucosiphilum is the source of this 706-nucleotide messenger RNA. Its product is annotated as putative ARL1-ADP-ribosylation factor. The transcript has 3 exons. Gene Ontology annotation, biological process: intracellular protein transport; vesicle-mediated transport. Gene Ontology annotation, cellular component: Golgi apparatus; cytoplasm. Gene Ontology annotation, molecular function: GTP binding; GTPase activity. Lineage: Eukaryota; Fungi; Basidiomycota; Exobasidiomycetes; Microstromatales; Microstromataceae. Bases 1 to 528 code for a protein of 175 amino acids. The record is from RefSeq and is a predicted model, not a curated record.